This is a messenger RNA of Pseudoliparis swirei, 1391 nucleotides long. It is a transcript of the gene glmp, whose product is annotated as glycosylated lysosomal membrane protein. The coding region runs from base 1 to 1191 and encodes 396 amino acids. NCBI's taxonomy places the organism in Eukaryota, Metazoa, Chordata, Actinopteri, Perciformes, Liparidae. The transcript is spliced from 7 exons. Gene Ontology annotation, cellular component: lysosome. The record is from RefSeq and is a predicted model, not a curated record.
AUGGCGGCGGCGAGGACACGAAGCAGUGGACCUCCUUCUCUUUCUUCCUUUUCUCUCGUUUUCCUGUUCUCUGUUUUCAGUCUGUGUCAAAGUUCGUUUAGCGGAGAAACUUCCAGAAGAAACGUGACGGUAGAACUGAACCCCGGCUCGCCGGCGCUGCCUCCUGGUGGCGACCUGCUGCACGCGAGAGCCGUCGGCGCCGCGGACACGCUGCACUUCCUGUUCUGCAGCCAGGGGGCGCCGACGCUGCUGCUGGUCCACACCAACUCUUCUUCUUCUGCUCUCACGGUGAACUGGACUCAGUUUGAGGCUCGCAACGUCAGCGGCAGCCUGAAGGUGGAGCCAGAGAGCAGCAUCCUGUACAGCUCCGCCAUCGUCUUCAGCAGGCUGUUGGAGUACGACGACGUGAACGACACGGCGGACCCGACCUCUGACCUCUUGCCCCCGUACGACCUCCAGGACUUCACCUGGUCGCGUCUCAACCAGUCGGGUCUGAGCGCCGAGCUGUGCGGCGCCGCCGAAAGCUUCGCCAACGGGUCACUCUGCCUCCAGCUCUCUCUGUUUGAGUCCGAGGGGCGGGAUCAGUCCUGGCCCCGCCUCCUCCACACAGCUGACUCCUCCCAGUUGAAGGUGUGGCUCGAUGGCGUGUUGCCACGGGCGACCCGUUCCCGGUUCAUGCUGGAGCUGCAGGCGGUGGGCGGAGCUAACCCUCUGAGCCGCGUGGAGGUCCGCCGGUCCAUCGACGACGAGUUCACGCCGUCGAUCUUCAAGGUGUCUCAGUGGGUGUCCUCGGGGAACCGCAGCUCCGAGGUUCUGGGGUUCCUCCAGUGGAAGCCGGUGGCGUACCGGCAGGCCGACCCGGCGCUGGAGUUCGCCACGCCGUGCCGGCACUCCGACCCGCGGCCUCAGACCGCGGCGGCGUCCGCUCUGAUCCGAGGGUUCUACGCAGAACCGCAAACAUUGGGACUGAACGUGAGCUUCGGCCUGGCGGGAGAACCGUUCUACAACAGCACCAAGUUCCUCAGCUGGACGGUUCUGCUGGGCUCCGGUUCUCCUCCCGUGGACUCCUUCUCUCCGUUGGUUCUGACCAUGAUGGCGGUGGGCCUCGGGACUCCCAUGAUCCUCCUGCUGGUGGGAGGAGUCUGUGUCUGUGUCCGAAAGAGGGCGGCGGCCUACGAGCCAAUCAACUGACGGUUGUUUUUAGGACUUGUUGACAGAUGACCUGAGUCCAGCCGACCAAUCAGGACGCAGGACGCUUUUCUGAAUGGAAAACAAUGUUUUAAUCCUGAGUGAACAUUUAUAUUGAUGAAUGUUUGUUUACCAACAAACAGCAUCAACAAGAGUUCAGUGAUCACUAAUAAAGUUUAAGCUGCUGAUUGAAAAUAAAUUAA